AUGAAUUGAAUUCCCUUUUUUUUUUCCUUUGACGUAGUUUAUGGAAGGUCCUCAAUAAAAAUGGCCCAAAUCAGGGCGGCUAUGGGAGCGCCACUCAAAAGUUGGUCUCCCACUAUAUGGUCGAGGGCAGCAAUCCCGCAGAAGCUAUCCUCCGCCCCGAUAUUCUUCUUCCCCACCGCAAUCUUUCUCCGGUCGCCGCCUCGCUGCACUCUUGCAACCAUGAGCUCCGGCGCCGCCGAUGUCGACGCGAUCUUCGCCCAGAAAAAGGCUCUUCGUUCCAAACUCAAAAGAGAUCUUAAGUCUAUGGAUUCUUCUCUAAGGUCCCAAGAAGAUGAACAAAUACAGAAUGUAGUUUUGCAAGCUCCAUGGUUUAAAGAUUGUAAAAGCCUCUGUGCUUACAUUAGCUGUAGUACCCUUCGAGAAGUUGAUACUUCAGUUAUUCUUGCCAGAAUUCUCCAGACGCAAUCCAAAGAUAAAAAGAAGCUCUAUGUUCCACGCGUGGAGGAUAGGAAUCGAAACAUGCGAAUGUUGAACAUCUCGAGCACUAAGGACUUGAUUGCUAAUUCAAUGAACAUUUUGGAACCAUGCCUGGUUGAUUCUGAGGGAAAUGAACGCGAAGAGGUGUUGUUGGCCAAUGAACCUGUUGACUUGUUUCUUUUACCUGGACUUGGAUUCGAUAAAUUUGGAAGGCGUUUGGGCCGUGGCGGAGGCUACUACGACACUUUCUUGACAAAAUAUCAAGAGCUCGCCAAGGAGCGGAAGUGGAAGCAGCCUCUCAAGAUAGCUCUCUCAUACUCUGUGCAGAUAGUGGAUAACAUACCAAUUACUCCAGAUGAUGUUCUUGUGGAUGCACUGAUAACACCCUCUGGAGUUCUUCCUAUCAGUCAAACUGCACAACAAUUUUGCCUUUAAAUAAAACACUUUUCUUUCACUAGUAUCUGGUUUGGCAUUUUAACCAGACACCUGUGGUCCUGAAUAAAUUGUUGUCAUGUUAUCCCAUAUACAUGUAACCUUCCAUUGCAUAACCAUAUGAUCACAGCAUUAAAUGCACUCAUUACAUUGUAAUAAUACUAUGCUUUUAGCCUUCUCCAUGGGUUGUUUUGUGCACUCCUAACUGUCCCAAAUCCCAAGCAUUUGCAGUGCCAGCCACCAGGCCGUGUUUACUUGCAAUGCUAAGUGCCUGAUUCCACUUAAAAUCUCAACCAAUCCCUCUCCAGGACUUUAUUAUAUGAGGAAUAUGAGGAGUGCUAUGGAGACCUCAAGAUUUUGACACCAAAUGCACACGAAUCCAAUAUAGACACAUCCCGAUCCGGACAUUUAAUGUGUGGGUGUGCACAUAUAUUAAAUGUCUGUAUUGGUCUUGAUGUGCAUUUGGUCUCCAUAGAUACAGAGCCGGCAGGGGAAA
This is a messenger RNA of Cuscuta campestris, 1405 nucleotides long. The record is from the annotation of a GenBank genome assembly. NCBI's taxonomy places the organism in Eukaryota, Viridiplantae, Streptophyta, Magnoliopsida, Solanales, Convolvulaceae.